Messenger RNA from Miscanthus lutarioriparius, 390 nucleotides. The record is from the annotation of a GenBank genome assembly. NCBI's taxonomy places the organism in Eukaryota, Viridiplantae, Streptophyta, Magnoliopsida, Poales, Poaceae.
AUGGCCGCGUACCGCGAGCACGCCACCACCAUGACCGCGCCCGCGGGUGCAGCUCGGUCAGGGCAGAGCGGCUCGCUCCUGAGGAGCCAGCUCUCCGUCCACCAGGCGUCGGAGGGGCGAACUCGACUGCGGAUGCCACCAGCGCGAGGAGCCCACGGAGACGGGGACGGAGGCCGAGCGGGAGCAGGAACGGCGGUCCACGGAGCUCUAAACGCGGAAGAGAGCGGGCGGUGCUCGGCGACAGACUUGGCGACGCACACGCCCACGCAGGCGCCACCAUCCUCGGCGCCCACGGCUCGUGGACGGCCUCGGGUCCUGGAUGCAGUCCUGGCCACGCUCAACAACCUGCUCCUCGACGCCGCGCUCUGGGACGGCAAGCUGCCAGGCUGA